ACCAAGGUGCAACCCAAACAUGACUCACAGGUUGCAGCAGUUGUCAACAAUGCUCAACAGAACACAGGGCCACUGAACAAGAGUGACCCUUACCCUGUGAAAACCCAAAUCCAGCUCACUCCUCAGCACAUGGCUCAAAACGUGGAACCCAACCAAGUGAAAACAGCUUUUGUUCGAGAAAAAGGAGGACUCCAUAAAGUCAUGGCCUUGGAUGUGACCCUGAAACCCCGGGAUGCCCGAGCAGUUGGCCAGUUUGGACAAGCCGCAGCUGUACCAAAGGACAAAGAGCAGGAGGUGCAGAACCGCUGGAACGAAGGUCAUUUUAAUGUGUACCUGAGUGAGCAGAUCCCUGUUGACAGAUCAAUCCCAGACACCCGCCCUGCGUUAUGCUCUGAGAACAUGGUUCAUAAUAACCUGCCAACCACGAGUGUGAUCUUCUGCUUUGUGGACGAGGUGUGGUCCACAUUGCUGAGGUCAGUUCAUAGUGUGAUCAAUCGUUCACCACCCCACUUACUCAAGGAGAUCAUUCUGGUAGAUGACUGCAGCACGAAAGACUAUUUGAAGGAACCAUUAGAUGCCUACAUGGCCAAGUUUCCUAAGGUGCGGAUCAUCCGUUUGAAGGAGAGGGAGGGAUUGAUUAGAGCUCGGCUUGCUGGGGCUGCCCAGGCCACUGGUGAGGUGUUAACCUUCCUGGACUCUCACGUUGAGUGCAAUAUAGGCUGGUUGGAACCCCUGCUUGAAAGAGUUUACAUGGACAGAAGGAAAGUUGCCUGUCCGGUUAUUGAAGUCAUUAGUGACAAAGACAUGAGUUAUGUCCAGGUUGACAACUUCCAAAGAGGCAUUUUCAAAUGGCCCUUGGUCUUUGGGUGGAGCACCCUACAUGAAGAUGUCAUCAAGAAGAACCACAUGAAGGAUAGGGAUCCUCUCAGGUGUCCUGUUAUGGCAGGAGGUCUAUUCUCAAUUGAUAAGAAGUACUUUUAUGAGCUGGGAUCUUAUGACCCAGGCCUAGAUGUGUGGGGUGGUGAGAACAUGGAAAUUUCAUUCAAGAUUUGGAUGUGCGGAGGAGAAAUCGAGAUAAUCCCCUGCUCUAGAGUGGGUCAUAUCUUCCGCGGCCAGAACCCCUACAAGUUCCCCAAAGACCGACAGAAGACGGUGGAGCGCAACCUGGCCCGGGUGGCCGAGGUGUGGCUGGACGAGUACAAGGAGCUGUUCUACGGCCACGGCUACCACCACCUGCUGGACAAGUCCAUGAUCGACAUCGGGAACCUCACAGAGCAGAUUCAGCUCAGGCAGAAGCUCAAGUGCAAGAGCUUCAAGUGGUACUUGGACAACAUCUACCCAGACAUGGAUGCUCCGCUGGUCAAAGCAGAGGGACUGGUUUUCAAUCUCGGAACUAGAAAAUGUCUGGCGAUACAGAACAGAACCAUUGCUUUUGCAACCUGUGAUCUCAGCAACCAGAACCAGCACUUUAACUACACCUGGUUGAGGUUGAUCCGACAGCAGGGCCUAUGUGUGGUGCCGCAGGGCCUGGGUAACCCUGUCUCUCUGGAGCCAUGUGACAACACCAAAGCCCAGCAGCGCUGGAUGAUCAACACUAAUAAACUGCUGGCCGAGCACAUCAUUGUGGAGAGCACUCCCCGGCGUAUGUGUUUGGAGGCCAGCUCCAAAGGGGAUGGGAUCUACGUGAGGGACUGUUUCUCUGGCAGUGAUCUGCAGAGGUGGCAGUUCACACACUACUAUGCUCAGUGACUUUAAGGACUGCAUACAUACACUGGUGGAUCUCUCUGCCAACACAAAGAGAUGUCAUUUUUUUCUGUUGAGCCAUUUCCUCACUCUUACCAAAAGACAGUUUUCCGAUGUCAGUGAAGUAUGCACACUACUGGUAUAAUUACAUGGUGGUAAUAUUGGGUAAUGUUGGGACUGUGCAGUGUCCAUGCAGGCAUCUGCUUUUACUCCUCUCCCCGCAAUGGGAUGUUAUUCAAAGCAGGCUAUGGUCUGAGUGACCGCUUUUGUUUUCACAGAUUUUUUGGGGUCGGGGUCAACUUACUUCUUUUAGUGAAUUUUCACAAAUGUUUCACAAAUCUGUGGUAGUGAUUUUUUUUCAAGGGUUUACAUUUGAAAGCAAUAUUGUUUUUUAACAGUUCUCAAACAGGCAAACAUUUCUCUGAUGAAUAUAUAAGAACCGUUUGAGGGGUAGUGGUACUGGAACGUCUCUUUGGGAGAUGGUCUGCUAACAGAGAGAAGACCACAUACACUUCUCUGAAUCUCUCUGUCAAAAUCAAAAUGUUUACAGUGUGAGGAGUACACUUUCAGAAGGGUAGCUCUAUUAAACCAUAGUGCAGAUUU
Molecule: messenger RNA, 2346 nt
Organism: Alosa alosa (allis shad)
Lineage: Eukaryota; Metazoa; Chordata; Actinopteri; Clupeiformes; Clupeidae
Product: polypeptide N-acetylgalactosaminyltransferase 5
Exons: 10
Coding region: 130-1749 (539 amino acids)
Cellular component (GO): Golgi apparatus
Source: RefSeq, a predicted model, not a curated record